GCCAGACAGCAGCAGGAGAUCCGACACCGGGGAUGGCCUCUUAAUCUUUAAUAACAAAAUCAACAUUAUACAUUCACAAAAUGAAGUUUCCCUACUCAUAGAUUCACGAGGAUAUGGUGAGGAGAAGGUGCCCCAUGCUGCAUUAGUGGAAUAGUGACAUGCUGGCCUGUCUGCCGGCAUCAGGUGAUCCUACCAUCCGACUUCUCUCCCGCACGCAGAUGAACACUGGACUACAGAAAUGGGAAACUACACAGAAGAUGAGAUCUGCCAGCUAUCCAACCCCAGCAGAGUUGGAUGCCUAUGCUAAGAAAGUUGCCAACAACCCACUGACCAUCCAGAUCUUCCCCAACAGUGUCAAAGUUCCUCAAAGGAAGCACAUUCGCCGCACAGUCAACGGGCUUGACACGUCCUCGUCCAGCCAGCGCCACAGUCCCUACCCCUCUCAGGUCAGCUCCAGUAGGGGUCUGCUGGCUGUCCUACGUGCACCUGUCAAAGGUGUCAUUAAAGAUUCCGCCGGUAGCCGCACCCGGCAGCUACAGAAGGCCGUCAUGAACCCUCACAGUGGACCGUACGCCACUCAAAGCACUUUAAAUCUUCCUCAGCCUGCUCCUCACCUACAGGGUCCGUCUCAGCCUGUGGCCCCAGCUGCCCAAAAGCAGGGUAUGGUUCACCCACAGGCGCUACAGCAGAGCAUGACUCACCCAAUGACUUUACAGCAGCCUCAAACGAUGCCUCACCCGCAGGUGUUACAGCAGAGGAACAUGGCUCAUUCACAAGCUCUGCAGCGGCAGCAGAGUUUGUCCCAGGUUCAGACUUCACAGCAGAGAUUGGCUCAUCCUCAGGGCGUCCAGAGGCAGCAGAGUCUGCCUCACGCUCAGGCUCUGCAGCAGCAGCAGAGCCAGUCCUGUCAGCAAGUCGUCCCGCAGCAGCACCUGCCUCACCUGCAGACACUAAAGCAUCAGACGGCUCCUCCACAAGCUUUACUCACACAACAAGGAGUGACUCAGGAUCUGCGCCACAUGGCGGAUGGAGCUGCACUUCCGACCCUGCAGCACACCCAGGGGCUGGUCGGCUCGCAGCCCCUCCCCCAGGCUGUGGGUACAGGACCUCCUACCAUGCCUAACAGCCUCCAACAGCCCCCACCGGGAGCAUACGGGCCCCGGAAGCUCCCUGACGCAGACGCCCCACCAAAUGUAACUGUAUCUACCUCCACCAUCCCACUGUCCAUGGCGGCCAGCCUGCACCAGAACCGGCCGAGUGACCUGAGCAGCAUCGUGCACCAAAUCAACCAGCUGUGCCAGGCACGGGCCGGUAUGGGCACCACCUCAGUCUGUGAGGGCCAAAUAGCAAACCCCAGCCCCAUCAGCCGCAACCUGCUGAUCAACGCCAGCUCCAGGGUGUCCUGUCACCACCCGGCUCUGGGCUCCGUGCCCAGCUGCCUCAUGGUGGGAGCCGCGGACAAAGCUACAGCUCAGACUCCCAAUGCUGCUCUCCAUUCACAGCCCAAUGUCGCUGCUACUAACAGUAUACCUGCCUUUCACGCAGACCCAGAGAAGGUACAACUGCAGCAACAACAACAGCAGCUGCAGCAACAUUUACAUCAGCAGAAACAACAGCAGCAACAUUUACAACAACUGCAGCAGCUGCAGCAGCAGCAGCGCUCCUGGGCUCAGCACCAGCUGGCCCACAUGCAGCAGCCUCCUGAGGGGGCCCAUCCCUGCAAGAACCCACGGAUGGAGCCCCCGACUGAGUGUGCUUUCUCCUCUCGAAACCUCAACUAUCCCCACAAGCUCCCCAACACUGCACAGUCCUUUUCUCUCAAACACCCCACGGAAAAACCACGACCCUCCUCCCCCGUUAACUGCCCCAUAGGUUCUAUGCCUUACAUUAAUGGCCACUACAUGCAGCCACAGUGGGGCAGUGUCCCCGCCACAGCAGGAAACAACGGAUCCGGCCCUCAGGACCUCCCUGUGGCUUUCCAAGGAGGGCAGGCUCCUGCCUCCACAGACCGCAUCCCAGGGGCAAAGUACCGGCCAGGUAAAGAGGCUCUGCCUGGUCAGUCCAAGCUGAUGCAGAAUGUGGAUUUCUUAGGUGGGGGCUUCCAGAUGCCCGGUUAUCAGGAGCAGAACAUGGAUGUGAUGGAGAAGAUGCACCGGUCAGCCAUGGGCCAAGUCCAGGAGCCCAACAGCGGUGGAGGAGUUCACACUCAUCACCCUGGCUACCGUUAACGCGUGUGCUCAUCCCUCCUCGCUGUAUUUUGAGUUCCUCAACAGCUACGUUCUGCUUCUGUGGUUUAUUCUUUAAGAUCUUGCAAGUGAUCAAUUACAUUUUACUGCUUUGGAGCUUGAUUUGUAGAGCCACCAGGUUGUGAUGUUUCAAAGUAUUCCUCAGGUCUUAAGCCAUGUCGUACCUUUGUUGCAGAUGAAGGGUUUUUGAGAUUGUUGUCCACUGUUGAGUAGAAUUCCUCUUUUCAUCACUGGCAUGGAUGUGCUGCUCUUUGUUCAUGUAUAUAUGGUGUUUAAGAUAUUAAUUUGCAGCUGAGAAUAUGCUUGCCAUAUGAUUGUCACAGUGCUUUUCUUAGGUUGACAUGGAACAACUCAACUUUUUUCAGCAUUUGUGGCCUUACAACUGCCCAAAGGCAAGAUUUAGGAUGUCCUCGUUUAAUGUGUUUAUUUGAAAUUAUUUAUCCUCUGAACAGGUUUGUGAUUCAUUUAAAUAAGAAGGUCACAUGUAUAUGCAAUGAAUAAGACUGUUGAUAAGGUUUCUGUCCCAGGAACUCCCUCUCAUAGUUGAGGUGUACACUUUAUAACAGGCCUAAAGUGAGAGCCACAACUCCUACAUCAGGAUUACAACAUGGCUGCGCUGUGAGUGAUCACAGUGCACAAAAACCGCUAACUAUCACUGUUAAGCUGAGUCUUAAAGGUGCAGUGUGUAUGAUAUAGGGGGAUUCAUCUGCAGAAAUGGAACAUAAUAUAAUAAGAAUGUUUUCUU
Molecule: messenger RNA, 2991 nt
Organism: Plectropomus leopardus (leopard coralgrouper)
Lineage: Eukaryota; Metazoa; Chordata; Actinopteri; Perciformes; Serranidae
Product: protein FAM222B-like
Source: RefSeq, a predicted model, not a curated record